AUCAGACAGCAUUGUAAAUUAUUGUUGUCGUUAACAGAAAUCUGUUGAAAAGCUACUGAGGAUACAUAUGCAGACAUUGUGUUUUUAAAAUUAUGACUUCCUCCCAUGGUCAGGUUGGAACCGUGAUAGUGAUAGGAAUAUUUUCUAUAAAUACAUGUAUGUAGAAUCGAUAUUCUCCACAAUUUUUCUCAUGAAAUGUAUACUUGUACAUUCAGUGGAAUCAGUUGGUUAAAGCCAUAGCAUCCGGAUUAAGGAUGACUCAAAUUUAAGAUAAAAUGAAAGAGCACGAUACACUCAAAAGAAGAGCAAUGUGUCACAUGCAAAUGAAUUCAAUCUCAUAACAUAAAAUUUUACGUGCAUUCUUUCAAACAUAUAUGAAAUGGCAUAUUCUUUAAAUCUAUGAUGAAGCGUUUGGGAUUUAAAAAGACAAAUCUGCUAUUCGAUGCCUCUGGUACGUGCAAUAUAUGUCAAAAUCCUGAAUACUGUUUUAGCAUGGAUGACUAUUAUCAUAUAAACAGAUAACAACCAACAGUGGUUUCACUUACUGGACUGUUUCAGGGAAAUGAAGUAUAAAGACAUAAGUAUAUAAGAAAGUGAAAUGUUUGAAAUAAGUUCUGAGCCUCAAAUGGUUCAUCAUGUCAGAUAUGAUGCGAUCCUCGGCUCUAAAACAAUGGAAUAUGUUCAAAACGUGUGACAUCGUGUUCAUUCCAUGCCUUUCUAUCUGUCUUAGAUAAAGUACUUGUUAGCGGGUUAUGAGCCCCAUCUCGAGGUUCUGAAUUACCGGCACAAUUUUGCCUUCCUAACAGCCAUUUUUAUGCAGUCUAAUCAAUAGUUUUCAGUUUUAUUUCAUAUAAGGAAAUCAUUUGAAUGAUUUCAAUGUAUCCCAUCACUGAAUGGGCACCAUAGUCGAUUGCAUCUGAAGAAUAAAUCGAAGUGCCUUUAACGUUUUUCUAUUAUGAGGAAACACUGUUACAUUCCAAUAACUAGGAAGGAAGUGAGGAUCAAACUAUGAAGGAAAUACAUGUUCCGUCAGUCAACAAGAGAUGAAUAUGAUUUAGUAUGAACAUCUUUACUGAGAUGACUCGUCUUUGCAGUGAUAAUAUGAUACGCCUAUGGUUUGGAUGUGUGAUAUUUUUAGAUUCAUGUGUAUCACAAAAACCUCAAGGACGAUGUGAAAAUCAAGGGGACCUUGCCAUAUCCACGUGUUGUCUGAACUACAUUAACAUAGAUGGAGACUGCAUCGCCUGCCUACCAGGUACAAUGGGGAUAAACUGCUCUAGACUAUGUCCUGAUGGUUUCUAUGGCCAGUUCUGCCUGAAGGAGUGUAAUUGUCACCCCACACAGAGAUGUAGUAAGGCCAAUGGGUGUGUUUGUAAGGGGAACAAUUGCUCAAGUGUGUCCCAUGCAUUCGAUGUAGUUGAGGAACCUUCUUGUACAUCAAGCGAUGCUGUUGCUAUCGCACUGGGAUUCGUUAUUGUCAUUCUACUCUUCGUCCUUAUGCCUGUCACAGUCCAGCUGUACAGACUUAGGAAACUACGCACCAAGAUAAAAUCACCUACUGCGUACAUGGAGACAGACAUACAACAGGAGAAUGCACCAUUGCACUCUUACGAAGCGAUGAUGAAGAAUCUGCCACGUGAGGUAAAACAUGAUGAGCAGCCGACAGACGUGUCAACGUCAGGGAAUGAGAACUACUUAGAACCCAAACAAGCAACCAUCAAACCAGUUGUGCUUACAGGGCAGUACCAACAAACCAAACAGACUACAACCUGCAACACGAGCCAGUCCAAAGUAAAGGUAUCGGACUUACCAAGCCAAACGUCACACAUCACCAGUUUUGAAUCGCCCAAAACGGUGGAUUUAGUUGCUAUGGAAACUCCCGCCGAAGACAAUGGUGAGUCUUACCUCGAUAUGGGACAGAAACAAAGGCUAGACUAUCUCGACGUCAUAGCAACUGUAGAACAAGCGCAGGAGCUUGAUCCAGACACAUCGGAUUACGUGGAAGCAGAAUCACAGAAUGUCCGUCCUUAACUGUCCUAUUCAUCUUAUUUAAGACUGUUGUACUCGGCUGAACGCAAAUAUGUCAUUAUUUCAGGAACAUAUUUUUGUUGUAUCGGGUCAUAUUGGGUGAUUAUAUAGACAAAGCCAAUCGCGCUAUGCUUCCCAUAUGUUUUCACUGUUUUUUUGUAUAGCCCCGUAAUACUAAAAUACUAGACAUUUAAUCUUAAUUUUGUAAUAUAUAAGAUUUAUAUCCCAGUAACACUACAAAACCAGACAUCUAAUCCUAAUUUUGUAAUAUGUAAGAUUUAUAUCCCAGCAAUACUACAAAACUAGAGAUUGUGUAAAGAAUAAGAUUUUUUAAUGAAUUGAAAAGUCACUGCUUUUAUAAAAAAAAAAAAAAUGAUAAAAUAGAAUGAAACAGGAGAGAUUCAGUAUUGAUAAGAUAAUGGUAAAUGUACAUGUAAAUACUAUUACAUGUACAUAAUGCAAAGACAGUUGAUACAUGUUUAAACAACACAGGAUCAUCUGAUUUUCAUCAAACGUUCAUAGCGUGACCAAGUAAAAUACCGCAGUGAUCUAAAGUUUAUCAUUAUCAAGACUUCGCUUUACAUUCUUCAGAUCAAAAUAUUUUAUUGUUGGAAUAACUAUUUAAAAUGUCACAGUCUGAUGCUAUCAAUCUUGAUAAGUAUGUUACAAAGUGAGAUUAUCCUCUCUAAUUAAAUAUGUCGCAGGUUGAGAUUAUCGUCAUAGACAGGUGCUAUUUCUCUUAAUUAGUAUGUCACAGCCCCGCAAAAUUUCUCACAACAAAGAGUAAUAUACCUAGCUCCUGCCUCUCCUUCAGUGAAUGCCAUAAAGGUCGGUCCCUUCGUACAAAAAUAUUUGGGUAUACGCCUAGUGUAAUGUGUAUUUCAUUGUCCCUGAUUUCCCUCAAUAUCAAAAGAGGAAAAGGUACACUUAUCAGGUUCUCAUUUCAAUUCCUUGUCAGGACCAUUCUGUCAUUGUCUUCCAAUACAUUUCCAUUAGAAGGUUACAUAUAUAUGUAGGUUCAAUUAUUUGUAUAAAAGUGGUUUUAUCUAUAA
Ostrea edulis (European flat oyster) is the source of this 3080-nucleotide messenger RNA. Its product is annotated as protein draper-like. The record is from RefSeq and is a predicted model, not a curated record. Bases 1060 to 2031 code for a protein of 323 amino acids. The transcript is spliced from 6 exons. Lineage: Eukaryota; Metazoa; Mollusca; Bivalvia; Ostreida; Ostreidae.